Suricata suricatta (meerkat) is the source of this 1769-nucleotide messenger RNA. RefSeq names its product shieldin complex subunit 1 (gene SHLD1). The transcript has 7 exons. Gene Ontology annotation, cellular component: site of double-strand break. Bases 763 to 1377 code for a protein of 204 amino acids. NCBI's taxonomy places the organism in Eukaryota, Metazoa, Chordata, Mammalia, Carnivora, Herpestidae. Gene Ontology annotation, biological process: negative regulation of double-strand break repair via homologous recombination; positive regulation of isotype switching; positive regulation of double-strand break repair via nonhomologous end joining. The record is from RefSeq and is a predicted model, not a curated record.
UAGGAGGGCAAAUGGAUGGGACGUAGACUGGGAAGAUGGAAGCCUGUAAAUUGUUUUUUAAUUAUUACUAUUUCACUUAUUGGACCUAGACAUUACUGAGCAUGCAUUCUCUACGGAGUAUUGUACAUGCAUUAAUUUCAUAUAUUUCCUGUGACAACCCUAUGAGACCUUUGAUGAAAAAAGAGAUGAAGCUAAACAGCUUUUAAUCUGAGGAUCCUGUCUGACUUGGAUUUGUAGGUUGAAGCCUCCAGAGCAGUGUUUGGUAACACGAGGGGAGAAGGAAGAGACACAGAUGCCUGUGACGGAGGUGUUUGCUGAAACUUCAGGCUUGGUUGGCUAAUGACCAUGGCAGGUGGAUGAAUUCCUGUGCUUUCUAAGAUUGUUGGCCACUGGGCUGAAGCCUAUAAAUUCAGCUGCCGAUUUUGCGGAUUUGACCAUGUAAACUCCUCUGCACGGCACAUGGUGGCCUGGGACAGUCAUGAUGUUGGCUACAAUAUGAUUUGUUGAUGACAACAACUUAUGAGGCAGAGAGUUGCAGAGGGUUUAGGAUCUCCCCAGGCCCAUAUUAUUUUAUAGAGAGGAACACCUGAUUUUUAACAAGAAGUGUCCAAGUGAUGAACUCAAUAAACCACUUUUGUGGUCUUUGGAACUCAGCUGGAACAUUUGUACAUCCAAGUUGCUAUCAACAACCAAGCCUUGCCAUCCUUCCCUAAGCUGGAGACAGGAGAGUCCCAUGGCCAUCCAGCUAAAACCACAGGGACUAUGGCGACCCAGGAAGUCACUCCAGGCAGCCAGUCUGAGGAGAGCAGUGCCUUGGAUUUGCCAACAGUUUAUGACAUAAGAGAUUACGUGCUGCAGAGACCCCAUCAGGAGCCCAACAGUGAGGCUUUUAGUUCUGUAGAAGCCUUUUCUAGUCCUUGCUCUUCUGAUCUGGAUCCAGAUACCAGUAACCUAAAUUCUGAACAAAAUGAUUCCUGGAUCUCUGAGAACUUCUCACUGGACCCUUCUGUGAAGGGCCAGGUGAAGACCAAGGCAGAGGACGAUGGACUUCGGAAAUCCCUAGAUAGAUUCUAUGAAAUGUUCGGCCAUCCACAGCCGGCCUCUGGAGAUCCACUCUCCGCAUCCGUCUGCCAGUGCCUGUCUCAGAAAAUCAAUGAACUGAAGGGCCAGGAGACCCAAAAGUAUGCCCUCCGCAGUUUCCAAAUGGCCCGGGUCAUCUUCAAUCGGGACGGCUGCUCGGUCUUACGGAGGCGUUCCAGGGACGUCCACUUCUACCCGCUGGAAGAAGGAAGGGUGUCUCUGGAUGAUGAAAAACCAACCCCAGGACUUUCAAAAGAUAUCAUUCAUUUCCUUAUGCGGCAGAUGAAAGAUCUUUAAAUAGUGCCUGGUGGUCAGAGCAGGCAGUGUGGAGAGUGGUCCAGUGGUCAGCGCUGUUAGUGCAUCACCCACUUCCCCUCCAGCUUCUCUUGCUGACUCUGUGUGUCCAGCCCGCUCCUCCCUCCAAGCGUGUGUCCGGUCCCUGUGUCCGCACCACCUCCCACCCCACCUUACCACUCCCUUUGACUUAAGACCAGUGACUGACCGUGAAGCCCAGAAGCCCAACUCUGAGGCAUAAUUUACUCUCCAGAGCUCCCCUCUGGGUCAGGCCGAGACUGGGACUUCACAUGAAAUCAUUCCCUUGCUCAGGACCUGCUGUUUCCCUGUCCUCCUCCCAUUCAUCUACUGGUGUCUCCCAGGAGCCUUUCCUUAAUGCAUCUCUUGUACCUGAA